Fusarium pseudograminearum CS3096 is the source of this 1731-nucleotide messenger RNA. RefSeq lists its product as uncharacterized. NCBI's taxonomy places the organism in Eukaryota, Fungi, Ascomycota, Sordariomycetes, Hypocreales, Nectriaceae. Gene Ontology annotation, molecular function: CoA-ligase activity. The record is from RefSeq and is a predicted model, not a curated record. Bases 1 to 1731 code for a protein of 576 amino acids. The transcript is spliced from 7 exons.
AUGGUCUUCUACCCGCCUUCCUCUGUCAAGCUUCCCUUUGAUCCCCCAGACUCUGUUACCGUCCCUGAGUUUAUCUUCAGAGAAGAUGGUGUCCGCAAACCUCACUCCCGCUCCAGGAAUCCCUUCACGUGCGGUAUCUCUGGCAAGACAUACACCACCGCAGAGGUCAUUGAGCGCCAGAAGCUUCUCGCGCGCGCUCUCGCCAAGCGUCUAGGAUAUGACAUCCGCGAGGGCACCGAGUGGGACAGAGUCGUGGCGCUGUACUCUGUCAACACGAUCGACUACAUCACCAUGACCCAUGCUGUCCAUCGUCUCAAUGGUAUCGUCACACCUGCCAGCGCCGCUUAUUCCGCGCCUGAACUCGAGCAUCAACUUCGUUCAUCUGGCGCCAACGCACUGUUUACCUGCGUUCCCCUUCUCGAGGUCGCUCUUCAAGCAGCGAAAGGCGCCGGUAUCCCUGAAGAUCGCAUCUUUCUCCUCCCCGUUCCUGGGGCCGAGAGUAAGCAGCCAUUCAAGACAAUCGACGAUUUGGUGGCAGAGGGCAAGGAUGCGCCUGAGCUGAAGCCCUUGGAUUGGAUCAAGGGCCAGGGUGAGAGGCAAGUGGCGUAUCUGUGCUACUCUAGUGGAACAUCUGGUCUUCCUAAAGCGGUUCAAAUCACUCACCGCAAUGUCAUUGCAAAUGUCAUCCAAGCGACGGUCCAGAACGAACAAGGCCGCAAAUCCGCUGGCGUGGAUGCCCAGAUCCAGCUUGGCCUCUUGCCAUUGAGCCACAUCUACGGCUUGGUCCCAGUCGCUCACUACGGUAUCUACAAUGGUGAUGAGACAAUCAUCCUUCCCAAGUUCGACCUCAAACUACUCCUUUCUGCUAUUCAGCGUUUCAAGAUCCAGCAAAUGGCCCUUGUCCCACCCAUCUUUAUCCAGAUGAUGAGCAAUUACGCCGAGUGCCAAAAGUUCGACCUCAGCUCUGUUCGUUUCAUUUUCAGUGGCGCCGCACCGCUUGGAAAGGAAACAACGAUCGAUUUGAACAAACACUGGCCCAGCUGGAAGAUCUGUCAAGGCUACGGUCUCACUGAAACCUCUCCUGUCGUGACUUCAACAAGCGAACUCGACAUUGAUCCCGGCUCUUCUGGAACUCUCCUUCCAGGUCUGAAAGCAAAGGUCAUUGACUCAGAAGGCAAAGAAGUUACCGAGUACAACAAGCCUGGAGAACUCUAUGUUCAAGGUCCCACCAUCGUCCUCGGUUAUCUCAACAACGCCAAGGCUACAGCAGAGACGUUUGUGCACCAUGAUGACGGCCGCUGGAUGAGAACAGGUGACGAGGUUAUCGUGCGGAAAUCACCAAAGGGAACAGAGCAUUUCGUCGUUGUUGAUCGUAUCAAGGAGCUCAUCAAGGUCAAGGGCCACCAAGUCGCUCCCGCAGAGCUCGAAGCCCAUCUGCUCACUCAUCCCCUUGUGGACGACUGCGCCGUUAUCCAAGUCCCUGAUCUCCGCGCUGGCGAAGUCCCCAAGGCUUUCGUUGUCAAGGCGCCCCAGGCCAAGGGCAAGUCGGACGAUGAGAUAACGCAGAGCAUCAACAAGCAUGUCGAAGAGCACAAGGCUCGGCACAAGUGGCUGAAGGGCGGUAUUGAAUUCAUCGACGUAAUUCCCAAGAGCCCCAGCGGUAAGAUCCUGAGGCGCUUGCUGCGAGACCGUGAGAAGCAGGCUAGGAAGGAGAAGGGUGCCAAGCUGUAG